AUGCUCGGUGGUAGCGUCUGCCGAUCUACCAACCACAAUACUCUUGCCGCAUUCCUUGACCCUCUCCAUGCAGAGGAAAUCAACAUCAAGGACAUGGCCUCCCGGACCCCGGAUGAGUUAACCGCUGCCUGGAAGAAGAGUGAUGCGUACCAGCGGUUGGUGAAAGAUAUUGCAGAGUACGACGAGGACACCCAGCAUGGCUCCAAGAGCUGA
This is a messenger RNA of Penicillium bovifimosum, 213 nucleotides long. Its product is annotated as abc drug exporter. Bases 1 to 213 code for a protein of 70 amino acids. The record is from RefSeq and is a predicted model, not a curated record. The transcript has a single exon. Lineage: Eukaryota; Fungi; Ascomycota; Eurotiomycetes; Eurotiales; Aspergillaceae.